Messenger RNA from Pteronotus mesoamericanus, 2361 nucleotides. RefSeq names its product V-set and immunoglobulin domain containing 10 like 2 (gene VSIG10L2). NCBI's taxonomy places the organism in Eukaryota, Metazoa, Chordata, Mammalia, Chiroptera, Mormoopidae. Bases 1 to 2361 code for a protein of 786 amino acids. The transcript has 12 exons. Gene Ontology annotation, molecular function: protein binding. The record is from RefSeq and is a predicted model, not a curated record.
AUGGUGAGCCCGCGGGUCCUGCGUAGACUGCCCAGCCCCCUGCCGCUGCUACCCUUCUGCCUUCUGUGUUUGGGGGCGUCAGGGCAGCCCGACGAGAAGGUGGCGUCCAUCCAGGGAGUGAGGGGUGGCUCUGUGGAGCUGGCCUGUGGCUCCCCACCUGCCCCCCUGGUGGUCUUCUGGAGCUUCGCCCCCCUGGGCUCGCUAAUCCCCCGGCCUGUGGCUGUCGCCAAUGGAGCAGAGGUCAAGGUGGAGGCUGGGGCCUCGGUUCUGGGGACCGUGAGCCUGCGGAACAGCAGCCUGGUGCUGGGGGAGCUGCGCGAGGGGGCCCGCGGCCACUUCCUAUGCCAGGCCCUGCAGGCGUCCGGAGGCCGGCUGCACACCACCUACUCCCACUUCAGCCUGGCCGUGCUCGUGCCUGUAUCGAAGCCUCAGGUGCAGCUGAGUCAGCCGUCCCCAGUGGAGGGGACAUCUGUGCUGGCCACGUGCAAAGUGCGGGAGGGCACGGAGCCUGUGACCUUUGCUUGGAAGCAUCAGGCACCCGGAGGCCCUGGGGAGGCCCUGGUGGGGGUCACAGAGCAACUGCUGCCACUGGACCCCGUUAAUCGGACACACUUGGGCUGGUACGUGUGCAGUGCCCGCAAUGCCGUCAACCAGCUGAGCAGUGACGCCGCCUUCCUGGAUGUCAUCUAUGGUCCAGACGAUCCUGUGAUCACUGUGGAGCCGCCGGGCUUCACCGACGAGGGCUUCUGGGCCAGUGAGAGGGAGGAGGUGACUCUGAGCUGCCGGGCCGCGUCCAAUCCCCCCAGUCGCUAUGUGUGGCUGCGUGAGCACACCCAGGUCCACGCUGGGCCCACCUACACCAUCGUCAGCGCCAGCCCCACCCACACGGGCCUGUACACCUGCCUGGCCCACAACAGCCGCCUGGACGCCCACACACAGGCUGCCGUCCGGCUCACCAUCUACUACCCCCCCGAGGGGCAGCCCUCCUGUGCAGUGCUCCCCACCCCUGGGGCCGUGACUUUGGUCUGCACCUGGCCCGGGGGGCUUCCAGCUGCCCAGCUGCAGUGGGAAGGGCCCCAGGGAACGGGCCCUACUGCCCUCAGCAAUGUCACCUGGAGCCACGCAGCCACCCAGCUGCCCAAUGGCAGCGCCUUCACCUGCACUGGCCAGCACCCGGCCCUGGCGCCGCCCGCCCUCUGCAGGAUCGCACUGCGGGAACCUCUCCAGAGCCCUGCUUGCUGGACCACGUCCACAGCUGGAGACCAGUUCAUCAUGCUGAGCUGUGAGUGGGCUGGGGGCGAGCCCCCCGCCCUGCUGAGCUGGCUGGAUGCACAGCAGCGGCCCCUGGGCGGCAGCGGCUCCUCGCGGGCCAUCCACCGCCUGCGGGCCCGGGAAGACCUGGCGGGCACAGAGUUCAGCUGCCAGGGCGCUCACCCGCUCAGGGCCCCCGGCCCCCGCUGCCGGCUCCGGCUGGAAGCCCCACAACUGGCAGUGGCUAAGCCCUGGGUGUCAGUCCUGGAGGGGGAAGAGGCCUUGCUGGUGUGCACCCUCCAGGGGGGCACGCCACCUGCCCGCCUCCUCUGGCUGGGACCCCAGGGACAGCCGGUGGAACCGGGCACUUCCGGAUUCACGCUGCACCUGGAGGGGGCCCAGCUCCACCUUAGCAUCCGAGGGGCAGACCCAGCUCGCCACAGGGGCGCCUACCAGUGUGUGGCCCGCAACGCCUUGGGCAGCCGCAGCCGCAGCGUCCUGCUGGAGGUCCUGAGGUAUCCGGCCCCGCCCAACGUUACCAUCAGCCGCCUGACCUACGGGAGGCACCGGAGGGAGGUGCAGCUGCAGUGGGCCCUCAAGGGCCCUGGGAACCUGACGGGCUUCCUGGUGCAGCGACGGCCCAGUGUCGCAGGCCCGGGCGCUGGAGCCUGGGAGACCGCCGCUGGUGACAUCGGGCCCGAGAGCAGAACCCAGCGGCUGGGGGGCUUGGACCCGGGGGUGCUUUACGCCUUCCGCAUGCUGGCUCUGAACCACCGCACAGCCGGACACCCCUCUGAGGUGAAGAUACCAGCCGACCCCGCGUUCAGCACCUACCCAGCCGUGCUGGGUGCCGCAGGCACAGGGAUGUUGGUGGCAACGGUGGCCUCUUUGCUGGUGUUCCAGUACGCUGCCCGGCACCCGGAUGCUUGCCCCCGCCUGGGCCAGCUGCUCGCUCCCAUGGAGCAAAGCCACCCACACAGGGAGUCAAUGGAAGGCCCAGAGGCACUGGCAGGCACUGAAACGCCCCCCGCCACGCCAGGUUCGGACCCUGCACAAGAGCCCGCGGAUGCCCCCGUCCACGUCACCAUCACAGUGACUGCGACACCGUGA